Molecule: messenger RNA, 390 nt
Organism: Mesocestoides corti
Lineage: Eukaryota; Metazoa; Platyhelminthes; Cestoda; Cyclophyllidea; Mesocestoididae
Source: the annotation of a GenBank genome assembly
AUGGCUGUGUACAAAGGUUACAAAGGUGGUCCUGUCGGUUAUGGUGAUCCAGAUGAUAAAACAAUAGCUGACACGGAGCGCGGCACCCUCUUUUCAAAGUUUGUCCAGGAACGUCUCAUGUUCGAUCUCUGUGAGAAGGAGUGGCGUCACUGGAGAACCUGUAUUCGCGCCCACAAGGACAGUUGGGUGCCAUCGCGCAAGUGCAAAAUGGAAUUCGCCCUUGUAAACGACUGCCAGAACACGUUAGUACAGGACCCUGAUCAGUUAAAGAAGUUUGAAGAAGAGUACCUUCAAAGACGCGCAGAAUUCCGUCGAACAGGUGUCGGCUUCCAGUAUCUCUCAAAAGAAAAGCUAAGGCAAGCAGCCCAAGAAAUUGACACUGACAUGUGA